Messenger RNA from Trametes versicolor FP-101664 SS1, 1878 nucleotides. RefSeq lists its product as uncharacterized. Bases 1 to 1878 code for a protein of 625 amino acids. The record is from RefSeq and is a predicted model, not a curated record. The transcript is spliced from 6 exons. Lineage: Eukaryota; Fungi; Basidiomycota; Agaricomycetes; Polyporales; Polyporaceae.
AUGCCCCCACGAACCCCUACUGCCAACGCCAUGGCCGGACCCAGCAACGCCCAGGACGAGCUUACUGCGACGGUGUUCGGCGCGGUCGAGUCGCUCAACCAGAUCCGCAAGGCCAACUUCCUGCUCGAGACAUCCCUCGCGCUCAUAGAGAGUGGCAGCGCUGAGAUGGAGCCGGCAAGCAGGUACGGCGACGAUGUCGAAAACUACUUGGACGUAUAUUUGCGCACGCCCGGAUUGGAGAAGAAGGAUGUGGCGAGGGCACUUCUGGCGCGGGGGAACGCACGGAAGAUGGCGGGCGACAAGCUGCUGGCGAGGGCGCAACAGGACUUCCAGGCAGUCGCGAAGCUCGACCCUUCGAACCGCGAGUUACAGGGAUAUCUUAGGCGGAGCAACAUGAUUCACUUUGUGGACGAGCCGGCCUCGCAGCGUGCUCCCCCUGAGAUUUGGGAGUUAAUCGCCCGCUUUAUCCCACGCUAUCAUCUUCGCACUUGGCUUUAUGUGUCCGCGUUCCACAGAGAAAUCGCGGUGCGCCUCAUCUUCCACACGGUCGACCUCUACUUCGGCGAGGACCAAGACCUCAACCGUGGCCUCGACAUAUUCGACCGGGUGAAGGCGGACCCGGUGUUCGCCAGCCGUGUAAAAUGUCUCCGUCUACACUGGGCGUACGAGGAGAAUGAUAUGUUUGAUCUCAUGACGAGAAUGUUCAGGUCCGCAUUGCCUGCCUUUAACGCCCUUCGCGAAUUCGAAUGGAUAGGUUAUCCGGAGCUGCGAGCGGAGAUGGUGCAAGCAGUCCUAGAAACUCACCCCAAGCUUCAGUCCCUCGGUCUGAUAGGCUGGCACUUCGACGCUGUUGGCGUGUCUGCGUUCCGCGGCCUUCGGAAGUUCAUCCUGCGGGCCGAAGACGACGAUGGCUUCGCCGACAUGGGCGAAGUCCGUACUGUUCUCGACCAAAACCAGGGGACGCUCCGGCACCUCACUCUGGGCGCCUACCUUCAGCGGAAUCAUUCAUGGGACCACGCGUUCCAGUCCGCAACUAUCCGCAAUCUCACGCAUCUAGAGCUAGUCGACACCCGCAUCUCGCAUGUCGUCCUUGCGCGGAUAGCCCAUGCACACCGGCUCGAGAGUCUGACGCUCCACGGCACGUUCGAGGAGCCCUGCUCGGCGAGCGUUGUGUUCGGGAGCGAUCAUGUUAUCGAUGGCGUCCACACGUUCCUCCCCCAUCUGGAGGAGUUCCGCUUUAUCAUGGUUGGCCACGACGACGACAUCAAUUUGUUCCAAUCGGUGACGCAAUUUCUUCGCCAACGGCCGAAGUUACGGAGACUUGACUUGGGUUGUUGUCCGUGGGACCUCGUCCACGGCGUGCUCUCAAACUUGACCGACCUGCGGGCACUUCGGGUACGCAUCGCGAACCUCAACGACACCUCGCUACGUGCCCUGCUAGACGCGAUCCCGAAAGCCAUGACGGCCCUCCAUCUGGAGACCUCCGUGUCUUCCAAACCCAUCCAUGAAUACGCCCCCGCAUUCUCCCUCUUCCCGUCCCUCACCAUGCUGCACCUCAACGGUAACCGGCGCCGUCCACAACCGAACCUCCUCUCCGACAAGGAGUUCCAAAUGCAGACGGAGCUCUGGGGGUCCAGCGCGCGGAGCAUCGCCCACGCGCUACCCACGAUCGACUUCGUCGGUUGGCACGGCGAGCAUUACGUCGUCGUGCGCGACUCGAGCUCGGGCAAGUCGGAGAAGGUCGAGCUGAAGGAGCUGCCGUCGCGGCGGCGGCUGGACUGCGCGAAGGGCGUCGACUUGGGCACGGACGACGCGGCGUGGACCGAGCGCAAGGACCUCCCGAUGGACUACGAGAUGCCGGGGCUGCAGCAGACGUAG